AUGCCUCGUCAACGGAGUAAAUCUCUUGGCUCACAAUCUCCACCAAGAAAAUCGGGUCACCAGACUCCAAUCUCAAAAUUUCCAGAAUUGGUGCAUGAUAUCGCCUACUUAUUAAUUAUCAAAAAGGAAAUAAUUUAUCGAAUUCCUCUGAUUCUAGAUGUUACGCGAGUAGAGGAAAGCAUCCGUGAUAAAAACGAUCCGAAUGAGAGAAAUCAGACUCCUCCUGAGACUAAUGAGAAUGAAUUCUGUGUAAUGCUGACAAGCAACGCUGCAAAAAAUAUUGAAAUUUCAAUAAAGAAAAUUUUUGGUCGAUGCGAUUGGCUAAAAAUUGUGGAGAAAUGUCCGGUUCCACCCCAAGUCAAAAAGGGUAAGUUCUCUUUUAGCUGUAAUUAUUUCCAAAUAGGUCUGCAAGUGAACCCAAAUACGCCAAAAGACAACCCAGAUUCAAAAAGGCGCUUAGAUCGAGCAGAGUCCAGCCAACCACCUAAACGUCCUCUAACGGGUUGUGGAAGCAUAGGGUUAACUCGGCGGUUUCCCGAGAACUGGAACCCUCACAGUAGAUUUCAUCUUGUGAUUGCUGUGAAAGACCACCUCGGUUCUGUUUUAUCAAAACGCCUUGAAAAUUAUCAGCGUGUAACAGAGAAAAAACGAGACGCAAAUUCAUGGUCAAACUCCUCUGUUGAGUCGAAUGGAGCAAAGACGCCUUCAGAUAGAAUCCACCAGCCAACUGCAUGGACACUUUCGUUCAUUCUUAUUUGGUCACUUUUUCAAAAAAAGCAAAGUCGACAGGUGGUGGCAAAAAGUGUAAAACCUCCUCAACAACCAAUAAAGCCCAAUCAGAACAGCAAAGUGGUGCUUAGAAAUUCCAUAUCCGAAAUUUAUGCCGACCAGAAACGACUGGGCUACGCUUUACUACCAAACCCAAAAAUACCAGCAACAAUUGACCUUACAGAAAAUGGUGACAAAUCACGAUUAUUGGCGCCUUCAGAUUUCAUAAGCCAACCCCCAAUGCUCCUUCCUCUUAAUUCUGGUAUUCCUUCUGUAACCUAUACUUCAUUUCCAAUAUUCAAAGCACAAUGCCAAACCUACCAACCACAACAACCAGGUAUCCGCCCCAUUAAUGAAUGGAAUUUCGGCUUACCCAUUUCACUUACCAAAUUCCCACCUUCUGUUAUGACAGAAUCUACGGAGCUUCCAAUGGAUCUUUCAAAUGCAUCAUCUUCACAAACUUCAAAACCAAUGGAUUACCAAGAAAGUGAUGUAAUCAAUCUGACAAAACCGAAAAAGUCCAUCUUUCAACAGGAGAGUGUAGCUUUGAAUUGUGGACGAUAUUGGAAAUGUGACCUCUGUGACCAAUCUUUUGAGACAGAGUGGAACCUCCAUGAGCACUAUGGAAGUAAGACUCAUGUCUGUAAGAGCCUAGAGAGUGUGGACGACUCGGAAAGCCUUCAAAAACGAAUUAAAAGCCGGGACGUAUGCUCAGAAGCACUCGUCAACAGGAACACAGGAAGGUUGCUGCUAGAUGUUGUUAAUAAGUACAUCAAAACGAACAACAAUUUUAACCUAAGGGAAGUCAAAACCACUUGA
Molecule: messenger RNA, 1587 nt
Organism: Rodentolepis nana
Lineage: Eukaryota; Metazoa; Platyhelminthes; Cestoda; Cyclophyllidea; Hymenolepididae
Source: the annotation of a GenBank genome assembly